This is a messenger RNA of Sitophilus oryzae (rice weevil), 1553 nucleotides long. RefSeq lists its product as uncharacterized. Gene Ontology annotation, molecular function: nucleic acid binding. The record is from RefSeq and is a predicted model, not a curated record. The transcript has 6 exons. The coding region runs from base 945 to 1475 and encodes 176 amino acids. Lineage: Eukaryota; Metazoa; Arthropoda; Insecta; Coleoptera; Curculionidae.
UUAUUUGUGAUUUAAUUUGUGUUUAAAAUGCCGUCCCGUUUUAGUGAAAACGAACAACGGCUCAUAUUAAAAGUUAUCCAGUAUUUCAAACUCGAAAAAAUGCUGGAAAACCCCUUUUGCCUGUGUCGGCUGUUUACGAUAGAGCAUCGGAGGCUUUAGGAAUUUCACGCACGACUGUGCAAAGAAUCAGUUCUAGAGGAAUCGUGAAAGAUGAAGAACAAAAAGCAGCAACAAGUCACAGAAUUGCUUUGUCCCGUGGAAUUCCUGCUUAUAAGAUACAUGAACAUACAAUUAGAACACGUAUUGGUACCCACGUAUUUAUUCAAUGUAUGCUGCAGGGGAACAUAUUACAUUACAAACUUUGCAAGCAAACCUUCAAAACAUUGAUGAUGUUCAGUUGUCUCUGACUAUGUUGGGGAAACGACUUAAAUAUUUGCAGUUUAUAUGGCAAAGUUGCAAGCAUUCUAACAGGAAGUAUUUAAUGGAGCAGCCAUAUAUUGCACAGAAGAGACUGCAAUUUUUACGACAAUAUAAAGAAAAUCAAAUCUCUGAUUGUUCUUUCAGACCAGUAUUUCUUGAUGAAACCUGGAUUUACAGUAAGGGUGGAUUUAGAAAGAGCUGGCAAGAUGGCAGUCUGCAAACAGUUCGUAAAACAUCUGGAGAAGGAGUAAGGUAUAUUGUAUUGCAUGCUGGGUCAGAAGAUGGAUUUGUGGAGAAUGCUAGCUUAGUUUUCAAAUCAGGCACUAAAUCGGGUGACUACCAUGAUUCAAUGAACUCGGCAAAUUUUGAAAGUGGUGUGAAGAACAAUUAAUUCCAAAUUUAGGUGAUAAUUCACAAUAAGCUCUUAGGAAUUAUAUUAUGAUUUUUUUUAAAAUUAUAUUAUGUUUAAUGGGAAAAUCUAAUAUUGUCUAAUCUAAAAUUUAGAUGAACCAUCUCUGAUUAUAAUGGAUAAUGCUCCAUACCACAGUACCCUUUUCGAGAGAACUCCAAAUCAGAGUUGGAGUAAGGAAUCCCUGAUUAAUUUCUUGCAAGGAAAGGGAAUUCAAUCACCACCUCUGGCAAUGAAAGAUCAGGUUUGGAAUAUAGUCAAGCAGAAUGUUGCACCUAAGAAAUACAAACUGGACGAAUUAGCCAAUGAGAAAGGACAUCGUGUGUUGAGACUUCCUCCAUAUCAUUGUCAGUACAAUCCCAGCGAAAUGGUAUGGUCAGAAUGCAAGCGCUACUAUGAUGCCAAGAUUAGUGCCAUUCAUCCUGUUACAAGUGAUGCAGUAUUAGGUCUUUGGAAAGAAGCACUUGAGAAGGUUACACCAGAGAAAUGGAAGAAUUAUAUCAGACAUACCAAUAGCAUAAUCGAUAAAGCCUGGGCCCAAGAACAACUGAUUGAUGCCUCCGAUAUUCUACCUGUAAUUAUCGACACGAAUGAUUCCGAUUCAGAUGAGGACAAUUAUUUAACUGAGGGAGAAGAAAGUGUGUAGUGUUUAGUGUCUAGUAUUAUUUUUCAUACAUAUUGUUUUAUGUUGUACAGUGUGAGUCAGUGACAGAGUAUAGAGUAA